Phlebotomus argentipes is the source of this 1428-nucleotide messenger RNA. RefSeq names its product 7-methylguanosine phosphate-specific 5'-nucleotidase (gene cN-IIIB). Bases 395 to 1360 code for a protein of 321 amino acids. The transcript is spliced from 4 exons. Gene Ontology annotation, molecular function: 5'-nucleotidase activity; magnesium ion binding. NCBI's taxonomy places the organism in Eukaryota, Metazoa, Arthropoda, Insecta, Diptera, Psychodidae. The record is from RefSeq and is a predicted model, not a curated record. Gene Ontology annotation, cellular component: cytoplasm.
CUUUGUGCAAUCUGCGGCAUUAAACCCGCCAAGAUUUUGUAGUAAUUUUAAUGGGAGCGUGCAAUAAAUAUUCGCAAAUUGUGUUCAAGACCGAAAUUGCCAUUAAAAUCAGAAUGCUGCUCAAGAGUUUCCUUUUCUGCUUGGCUGGCAACCCUUUUACUGACGUCACAAUCGUAAAGUUUGCUUCAAUCCAGCAAAUUGCCGCCGCUGAGAGGUUUUCCGGCGCACACUUGGUGUUUACAUUUUGCCAGUGUUGACAUACGUGGAAGAAAAUAGUGGCGGAAAAAGAGCCCCAGGAAGUACUGAAUCCCGCACAAUGCGCUGCUAAAGAGUGUGAAGACCUUCCCGGAUGCUUGAGUAGUUUUGGAUAGUUUGAUGCGAACAAUGUUAGGUUAUGUCCCGCUUGCAGAUUCUCCUGGCCACGGUUUUCACUCGAAACUUACGCAAUUCGCAAUCUUCCGGCAUGGGUGCACGCGAGAUCCGGUUGGAGGACAUCGAGGUGCUGUGCAGUGACAAGUGCAGGAUCAAAGAUCGGCCGCGCGUGGAACGCAUCCUGCGUGAGCUCGUGUCCGGCGGCACGGAGCGCCUGCAGGUGGUCACGGACUUCGAUCACACCAUCACAAAGCAGCGCCUGGACAAUGGCCAGAAGGUGCUAACCAGCUUCGGCAUCUUCGAGGAGUGUCGCUCGCUGCCGGCGCGCUUCCGCACGGAGAGUCGCCAGCUGUACGACAAGUAUCGCCCCAUCGAGGUGGAUCCGCUGGUGCCCAUGCCCGAGAAGAUCCAGUGCAUGAUCGAGUGGUGGCGCCUGUCCAACGAGCUGCUCAAGGGCUUCAAGUUCGAGCCGCAGGAGAUCGACGACGUGGCCGUGCGCUUCAAGGAUGCUCUGCGGGACGGCACAGAAGUACUCUUUAACGAGCUCAACCGGCAGAAAGUGCCCGUGCUGGUGUUCUCCGCCGGUCUGGGUGAUUCCGUGGUGUCCAUCCUGAAGCACGCCAGUGUGCUGCUGCCCAACGUGAAGGUUGUGUCGAACUUCCUGCAGUACCAAGACGGCAUCCUCAACGGCUUCCAGGAGAAGUUCAUUCACGCCUUCAACAAGAACGAAACGGCUUUGCAAGGCACGGAAUACUACGAUCUCGUGCACACCAGAGAUCACGUCAUCCUCAUGGGAGAUUCCAUUGGGGACGCCGGCAUGGCGGAUGGGAUUCCCACGUCGUCGCACGUCCUCAAGAUUGGCUUCCUCUUCGAUCACGUGGAUCAGAGUCUGCCCAAGUAUAUGGACUACUUCGACAUUGUCCUGAUCGACGACCAGACGAUGCAUGUGCCGCAGAAGAUCCUGUCACUCAUCACGCAACCGCUGUAAAUCCUUCCACCGCACAAAGAAUUUAUUACCUCAAUUGUGACGAGCGCAGAAUGGAAAUAUGAUUUGAA